UAACAUUCAGGAGACGCCCCGUCCUUCAGAAGAACAUUACUCUGUGUAAGAUUUCAGAGACCCUCCAGACCACACAGGGUGCUCAGGAGGAGUCCGGGGUCUUCUGUACUUACUGUAUUCAAACUCCUGUACCGGCUGUGAAAUCCUGUCUGAUGUGUGAAGCUUCUCUGUGUGACAACCACCUGAGAGUCCACAGCAAGUCACCAGAACACGUCCUAUGUGACCCCACCACUUCCCUGAAGGACAGGAAAUGCUCCUUCCAUAAGAAGAUCCUGGAGUAUUACUGCACCGAGGACUCCCACCUGUAUCUGUAUGUCCUGCAGGGUGGAUGGAGAACAUCGGGGACACCAGGGUAGAAACCAUGGAGGAGCCUCUGAGAAGAAGAAGAAGAAACUGAGGAAUGUUCUGCAGAAACUGAUGACAGAGAGAGAGGAGACAGAGAAAAGAGUCCAGAGUCUGCAGGAACGCAGGAGGAAAGUACAAGGAAAAGCAGAUGAUGAAACCAAGAGAGUCACUGCCUGUUCAGAGACCUCAGGAGACGUCUGGAAGACCUGGAGAAGAGAGUCCUGAGUGAAAUCUCCGGGCAUGCUGAGUGGGUCUUUUUAUCACUGUCUGAUAUGAUCCGGGAUCUGGAAAUAAAGAUCGAUGAGCUGUACAGCAAAGUAUUUUACAUUGAGGAGUUGUGUAACAUGACGGAUCCACUGAUUGUCCUACAGGAAUCAGAUACAGGUGACUUGUGUGAUACUGAGGAUGGAGAUGAUGAGGACAGAGAGAGACAUGAGAACCUCCUCCAUGAUGGAGGGGAUGGGGAUUUGGGGGGGAUCUCACACAUAUUACACACGGGUCUAUCUGAUAUCAUGUCUGGGGUCAAUGUACAGAAAUGUACAGGCACACAUGUCUCUCCACAUUCUACUACAAAGGGCAAAGGUCCCAUCAAUGGUCCACCAUCCAGGGCAGACCCCCAACCCUCCCCCACCAUACAACACUCACACCGCCAGGCUGGGGGACCAAAUAUUGGGGCUGUACAGCAAACAUGGGGGGUGUCGGGGGUUACAGACGUAUCACUGGAUGUGAGGACAGCUGGUCAUCAUCUACAUAUAUCAGGUGACGGGAAAACUGUAUCCUGGUCAGAAAAGAGCCCAAAUUAUCCAAAAACUCUAAAGAGAUUUCUGGAUGAGCCUCAGGUGAUGAGCACUCAGGGGUUCUCCUCGGGGAGACAUUACUGGGAAGUGGAUGUCGGGGGGUCAGGGUGCUGGAUAGUCGGGGUGUGUUACCCCAGUAUAGACCGGAGAGGAGGUCAGUCAAGGUUUGGAUAUAAUAAGAAGUCCUGGUGUUUGAAG
Messenger RNA from Staurois parvus, 1340 nucleotides. The record is from the annotation of a GenBank genome assembly. NCBI's taxonomy places the organism in Eukaryota, Metazoa, Chordata, Amphibia, Anura, Ranidae.